AUGACUACACAAUCUUAUGAUACAUUUCAAUAUCCUAAAUCUGCCGCUCCAGUGGCGGCCGCUGAGGAACCAGCGAUGCCUACAGGAGAUGCCAAUGCGUUACCGGUGCCUUCCUCGCUGGAAAAUGAAAAGGAUUAUGUAUUUUUCCAAAGGGAUACGAGUCAUAUCAGCAAGACGACGCUCGAUGCGGCCCGCAGCGCCAAAUUGCGCUUGGAACAUUCAUAUCGAAUGGCUGUGAGCCAGGCAGUGGAGCGCAACCAGCGACGCAUUGACCUGGAAAAGAAGUUAGUGAAUCCGCCAGAUGGCGUCCCUGUGUCAGUGGAACGGAAAGCAAGGCAGUUGGCACAGCUCGGUCGACGUGAGACCAGUUUCUUGAGGCUGCGUCGCACACGACUGGGCCUGAGCGACUUCCGUACAGUCAAGGUGAUUGGCAAGGGCUCCUUCGGCGAGGUACGCGUUGUACAAAAGGUCGAUACUGGCAAAAUCUAUGCUAUGAAGACGCUGCGAAAAGCAGAGAUGUUCAAGAAGGACCAGCUCGCGCAUGUCCGUGCUGAGCGCGACGUACUUGCAGAAUCCAAUUCUCUCUGGGUCGUGCAACUGUACUAUUCAUUUCAAGAUGCAGCCUACCUGUACCUGCUGAUGGAAUUUUUACCAGGAGGUGACCUCAUGACGAUGCUGAUCAAGUACGACACGUUUUCCGAGGAUGUGACGCGCUUUUAUAUUGCCGAGUGUGUGUUGGCAUUAGAAGGUAUCCACCAGUUAGGCUUUAUCCACCGCGAUAUCAAGCCCGAUAACAUAUUGAUUGACAGUAAAGGGCACAUUAAGCUGUCAGACUUUGGUCUCUCAACGGGAUUUCAUAAGCAGCACGACAGUGCCUACUACCAGAAGCUCCUAGAGGACCCACGGCAGCAGGCGCACAAUAACCAGAACAAUCGAAACUCAGUCGCAGUGAACAGUAUUACCCUCACGCUGAGUAACAAGGACCAAAUCGCGACGUGGAAGGCCAACCGUCGCAAGUUGGCCUAUUCGACGGUGGGAACGCCCGACUACAUUGCCCCCGAAAUAUUCUUGCAGCAGGGUUACGGGCAAGAAUGCGACUGGUGGAGCCUGGGGGCGAUUAUGUUUGAGUGCUUGUGUGGGUACCCGCCGUUCUGCUCGGACAAUCCCCACGAUACCUACCGCAAGAUUUUGGCGUGGCGCGAGACGCUCCGCUUCCCCGACGACAUCCACCUCAGCCCCGAGGCAGAGGAUAUGAUCCAUCGACUUGUGACUGCACCGGAAGAGCGCCUAGGGCGCAAUGGAGCACAAGAGAUUAAGGAUCAUCCCUUUUUCGCGGGUGUGGACUGGACCACGAUUCGCCGAAUCGACGCACCUUUUGUGCCCCAUCUGACGAGCGUGACCGACACGAGCUAUUUCCCCACGGAAGAAUACCAAGAUGUGCCCGACGUGCCUCCCGGUGCCGAAACCGACGUGGGUGCCAAAGACCUGGCCUUCUUAGGCUACACCUAUCGCCGCUAUGAAGCCAACGAGAACGCACUCUAA
Malassezia sympodialis ATCC 42132 is the source of this 1542-nucleotide messenger RNA. RefSeq lists its product as uncharacterized. Lineage: Eukaryota; Fungi; Basidiomycota; Malasseziomycetes; Malasseziales; Malasseziaceae. Bases 1 to 1542 code for a protein of 513 amino acids. The transcript has 2 exons. Gene Ontology annotation, molecular function: protein serine/threonine kinase activity; ATP binding. Gene Ontology annotation, biological process: protein phosphorylation. The record is from RefSeq and is a predicted model, not a curated record.